Condylura cristata (star-nosed mole) is the source of this 2273-nucleotide messenger RNA. RefSeq names its product eukaryotic translation initiation factor 2A, 65kDa (gene EIF2A). Gene Ontology annotation, biological process: translational initiation. Bases 115 to 1695 code for a protein of 526 amino acids. The transcript is spliced from 13 exons. Gene Ontology annotation, cellular component: cytosolic small ribosomal subunit. The record is from RefSeq and is a predicted model, not a curated record. Gene Ontology annotation, molecular function: ribosome binding; mRNA binding; translation initiation factor activity. Lineage: Eukaryota; Metazoa; Chordata; Mammalia; Eulipotyphla; Talpidae.
GGUUCGGCUCUCGUGAACUGUCACCCCGGCGCUUGGGUUUCUUUUUCCGGAACAACAUGGCGCCAUCCACGCCGCUCCUGACAGUUCGAGGAUCAGAAGGACUAUAUAUGGUGAAUGGACCACCACAUUUUACAGAAAGCACUGUGUUUCAAAGAGAAUCUGGAAAAAACUGUAAAGUCUAUAUCUUUAGUAAGGAUGGAACCUUGUUUGCCUGGGGCAAUGGAGAAAACGGCUAAAGAUGGCACAGCUGGAAUGCCCAACCUACAACUUUAUGAUGUGAAAACUGGUACAUGUUUGAAGUCUUUCAUCCAGAAAAAAAUGCAAAAUUGGUGUCCAUCCUGGUCAGAAGAUGAAACUAUAUGUGCCCGAAAUGUUAACAAUGAAGUUCACUUCUUUGAAAACAACAAUUUUAGCACCAUUGCAAACAAACUGCAUUUGCAAAAAAUUAAUGAUUUUGUAUUAUCACCUGGACCUCAACCAUACAAGGUGUCUGUCUAUGUUCCAGGAAGUAAAGGUGCACCUUCGUUUGUUAGGUUAUAUCAGUACCCCAACUUUGAUGGGCCUCAUGCAGCUUUAGCCAAUAAAAGUUUUUUUAAGGCGGAUAAAGUUACAAUGCUAUGGAAUAAAAAAGCUACUGCUGUGCUGGUAAUAGCUAGUACAGAGGUUGACAAGACAGGAGCUUCUUAUUAUGGAGAACAAACACUGCACUACAUCGCAACAAAUGGAGAAAGUGCUGUCGUACAAUUACCAAAAAAUGGCCCCAUUUAUGAUGUAGCUUGGAAUUCUAGUUCUACUGAGUUUUGUGCUGUGUAUGGUUUUAUGCCUGCUAAAGCAACCAUUUUCAACUUGAAAUGUGAUCCUGUGUUUGACUUUGGAACUGGUCCUCGUAAUGCAGCCUACUAUAGCCCUCAUGGACAUAUAUUAGUCUUAGCUGGAUUUGGGAAUCUGAGGGGACAAAUGGAAGUAUGGGAUGUUAAAAACUACAAACUUAUUUCUAAACCAGUGGCUUCAGAUUCUACGUAUUUUGCUUGGUGCCCAGAUGGUGAGCAUAUUUUGACAGCCACGUGUGCUCCCAGGUUGCGUGUUAAUAACGGGUACAAGAUUUGGCAUUAUACUGGCUCUGUCUUGCACAAGUACGAUGUGCCAUCAAAUGCAGAAUUAUGGCAGGUUUCUUGGCAGCCAUUUUUAGAUGGAAUAUUUCCAGCAAAAACAAUAACUUACCAUCCAGUUCCAAGUGACGUGCCCAGUGAAGAACCUAAGGUUGCAACAGCAUAUAGACCCCCAGCUUUAAGGAAUAAACCAAUCACCAAUUCUAAACUGCACGAGGAGGAACCACCUCAAAAUAUGAAACCACAACCAGGAAAAGAUAAGCCCUUAUCAAAAACAGCUCUUAAAAAUCAAAGAAAACAUGAGGCAAAGAAAGCGGCAAAGCAGGAAGCAAGAAGUGACAAGAGCCCAGAUUUGGCAUCUACUCCUGUCCCACAGAACACAGCACAAAAUACUAUUUCUCAGUCAACUUCUGGAGAUCCUGAUAUAGACAAAAAAAUAAAAAAUCUAAAGAAGAAACUGAAAGCAAUUGAGCAACUGAAAGAACAAGCAGCCACAGGAAAACAGCUAGAAAAAAAUCAGUUGGAGAAAAUUCAAAAGGAAAAAGCCCUUCUUCAGGAGCUGGAAGAUCUGGAGUUGGGUAUUUAAAGAUUCACAGACAGCAAAGUUGGUUACCAGAAAUCAGUGCAAACACAUAUUCUGUUAUACCCAUUGGUGUACCAGUAAUAUCCAUAUGUCCACAACUAAUCUGUAAUUUUAACUCUUUAAGAUUCUACAGUGUGAAAUUUAUUUAAUAAUGCCUGUUAAACUGAUUUUUCCAGCUUGUGUCCUGCAUUAAUGUAUACACAGGGUAUAAUAAAGAAACUUGGGUUGCUUUUUAGUUUUAACUUGAUAUAUAAAAAGUCAGAUGUUUUUUAGUAGGGGGCAGAAUUUACCAUAUAAAUAAAGGCAUUUUAAAUUUAAAUUUUUUUGUUAAAUGUGUAGUACAGUUUUCAUGAUCCUAAAUUAUUAUUGUUAAAAAAGCCUUAAAAAUAGGUUAUGGGCCACCUGGUGGUGCAGGGGGGUUAAAUCUCAGCACUAUGAAGCUGUAGGCAGCACUGUAGCAACAGCUCAAUCCCACGUGGUGCAACAAGUCUCUCACAGCUGUGUCACUUCACCUGCUGCUCCCCUCAGCAGUGUAUGUCAGUAGAUUUGCUUGUUCUGCUCCCUACUCUGUCUCUGGUGAA